Cyprinus carpio (common carp) is the source of this 1257-nucleotide messenger RNA. RefSeq lists its product as uncharacterized. The record is from RefSeq and is a predicted model, not a curated record. The transcript is spliced from 8 exons. Bases 1 to 1026 code for a protein of 341 amino acids. Lineage: Eukaryota; Metazoa; Chordata; Actinopteri; Cypriniformes; Cyprinidae.
AUGUCUGUCCUGCAGUCUUGUCCGAAGGGACAUUACUGUCUUAAAGGAACAGGCUCUGCUGAACAAUUUCCAUGCCCUGCUGGCACCUAUAACCCUCGUGAGCUCAUUGACAGCCAAAACAGCUGUCUAUCGUGUCCGUCAGGACAUUACUGUCCAGAUGCUGGACUGAAGAACCUACAGGACUGUGUUUGGCUGGUUUCUGGUGUAGAGAAGGCUCCCAUUCACCCAGUCCUAUGGAUGGUCCUACAGUGGCUGUUUGUCCAUACAGGACUAAGGAGUGCUGAGGAGUGCCAGUCAUGCCCUGGAGGGUUUAACUGUGCCUCUACUGGUCUGACUGAACCAUGUGGACUCUGCUCUGAUGGGUUUUAUUGUGCCGAGAAAGCUGAGACUCCUACUCCUAUUGAUGGAGUCUCUGGCCACAUCUGCCCAGAGGGUCAUUAUUGUCCUCCAGGAACCACUCGCCCUGUGCCAUGUGAUCCUGGGACUUUUGUAACCGUCACUCAGGCCUCUCAGUGGUACUGUGUGGAUAGAGCCCGGCUGCUGUGCCCAGAUGGUUUCUACUGUCUUGAAGGCACAGGGUAUGACCGGAGACCUUGUCCAGCAGGGACAUACAGCCCUGACUCUGGUUUGAGUGUCCUCUCUGAGUGUAGGGAAUGUGAUGGAGGACACUACUACUCACUUCAGAACUCCACGUCUGUCACAGGAAAAUGCUCUGAGGGAUGUUACUGCACAGAUGGGAACAUCUCACCUCAACCUCACACACAGUCUGCAGCCCAAUCAACGAUCACAGCGGAGGACCGUGUCCGACAGGUUAUUUUUGCUUUAGAGGCUCAGGCACUCCUCAAGUCUGUCCAGAAGGAUCCUUCAGCAGUAGAGAGAGACAGGCCAGCUGCAGCCUGUGUCCCCAAGGUUACUACUGUUCUGUCAAUGGUUCCUCUUUUGAGGGCAUUGAAUGCCCAGUGGGCCAUAAUUGCCCUACAGGCACACGUCUACAAAAUCAACACCCCUGUCCAGCAGGGACUAUAAAUUCCCAUACAAGGAUGACCAGCUGUGAAGACUGUUUACCCUGCCCUCCAGGUACCAUUUCUACAAGCGACUGAACACCUAUCAAGUCAUUUCUCAGUGUUACACAUCUCUUAUUCUCAGAGGGUGAUGCUGCCCUAUUUCUUCGAACCAUUUGAGUCACACCAUUUUCAGUCACAGCCCCUUGUGCUUUCAGCAUCUGUCAAAACUCGGCUGAGAAAUGUCCCACAAACU